This is a messenger RNA of Oryza sativa Japonica Group (Japanese rice), 1967 nucleotides long. Its product is annotated as protein ZINC INDUCED FACILITATOR-LIKE 1. The record is from RefSeq and is a predicted model, not a curated record. Gene Ontology annotation, biological process: transmembrane transport. Lineage: Eukaryota; Viridiplantae; Streptophyta; Magnoliopsida; Poales; Poaceae. Gene Ontology annotation, molecular function: transmembrane transporter activity.
GCCAUAGGUUCAGGUUCAGCACUUGUGCUCGAGUGGGCAGUUUUGCAGUAGCAGAGGAGAUCGAUCAAUCAAUCGAGGAUCAGCGGCGAGGAGGAGGCGGCGGCGCCGCUGCUGCUGCUGCCGGCGGCGGCGGCGGCGGCGGAGGAGAGGUGCCCGGGGUGCGUGCAGGAGCAGAGGAAGGCGAGGCGCGGAGGGCGGAUCCCCUACACGGAGCUCUUCUUCGUCGCCGUUACCACACUCGCUUCGUCUUUACCAAUCACGUGCCUCUUCCCUUUCCUCUACUUCAUGGUAAGGGACCUGCAAGUAGCACAAACAGAGGAGGACAUUGGGAAUUAUGCUGGAUUUCUCGGUGCUUCAUACAUGGUCGGUAGAUCCUUUGCCGCGAUCUUUUGGGGUGUUGUGGCAGAUCGUAUAGGAAGGAAACCUGUCAUUAUGUUUUCAAUAUUGUCUGUGGUCAUAUUUAACACACUAUUUGGACUAAGUACAAAGUAUUGGAUGGCACUUACUACAAGAUUUGUUCUAGGUGCUCUAAAUGGUUUACUUGCGCCAAUAAAGGCUUAUUCUAUUGAAGUUUGCCAAACUGAACAUCAAGCUCUUGGACUCUCCAUUGUUAACACAGCAUGGGGUUUGGGUCUGGUUGUUGGUCCAGCUCUUGGAGGCUACCUUGCACAGCCUGUUGAAAAAUAUCCACAUAUAUUUUCUAAGGAGUCAGUUUUUGGUAGAUUUCCAUAUCUCUUACCUUGCCUUGGUGUAUCAUUGUUUGCUGCUAUUGUUCUAAUAAGUUGUAUUUGGCUUCCGGAGACUAUACAUAAACAUAAAUCUCCUGAAAAGGACAUCAAAAGAAUCAAAGAAUUGCCAUUACAGCAGGCUUAUUGGGAUUCACCUCGCAAGAAAAGCUUGUUGCAGAAUUGGCCAUGGAUGUCUACUAUGAUUUCAUAUUGUUUUUUUGGUCUUCAUGACACAGCAUAUAGUGAGAUACUAUCCUUGUGGGCUGUGAGUGAUAGAAAAUAUGGUGGCCUUAGCUUUUCAUCUGAGGAUAUUGGUCAAGUUCUUGCUGCUGCAGGUGCCAGUCUCCUAGCAUAUCAGCUUAUUUUUUACCACUGGGUUCAUAAAUUUCUUGGACCAAUCAUUUCAUUACGGAUUGCUUCUGCUCUAUCUAUACUUAUUCUUUCUACUUAUCCUUUUAUGACAUACCUUUCUGGCACGGGACUUUCGUUUGCUCUUUAUUCAGCGGCAAUGAUGAAAAGUGCUCUUGCAAUUACUAUAAGCACAGGAAUUAGUCUUUUACAGAACAAUGCUGUGCUUCAAGAACAUAGAGGCACUGCAAAUGGUGUAUCAACAACAGCUAUGUCAUUUUUCAAGGCAAUUGCUCCAGUAGGGGGAGGAGUUCUCGAUCAAUGCUCAAUUUUCAAUUCAGAUUCUCAUGGGCGCAAAAACGUCAGGAUGCCUUCUUCUUUCCAGGUGAUCAAGUGGUGUUCUUGAUGCUCAACGUUGUGGAGCUCAUUGGACUUAUAUUUACUUUUGAGCCUUUUAUGGUGUUACCUGCGGCAUCAGAUGAGUGUAGUUAGCCAAGUGCAGAGGGAUUGCUGCUUAUUAAUAAAUUUGUAACAGUAACAAUAUUUGACACUUGCUAAUGGACCGAUCAGCGAUGAAGCGUAGCCGCCAAGGUAGGUGGCAUGCUUGUCUACCUAAGAUUGGAUUUGUCAUCAUGGUGUACUGAUUGCAUCUGGACACUGUGAUUAGUUUGUGAACAAAACAAAAGUUUAAAGUAGUUUAUAUAAGGAAAAAGUACGAAUUACCCUCUUGAACUAUCGCGGUAGUCCGAAUUACCCCCCUGAACGAUAAAACCGGAUAUUCUUCACCCCCAACUAUACAAACCGGACGAAUUACCCUCCUCGACCUAAUCCGCGGUGGUUUUGGUCUACGUGUCGUACAUAUGGCAGUUCAGUCAGCAUUAUAUAUAUAUA